GGGGGCAUAGAGACAGAAAGAUCGACACGGGUGUAAGGACAGACGGUUAGUUAACUUCUGCGAAGCAACGGAGAUUUUUUUUUCCUUUGGCCUUUCCCUUCUUCGUGCGGAGGGGUCUCCUGCAGGAAGAGGAAGCGGCAGUGUCCAGGCUGAGCGUCGGACGGCAGGUUAGCCUCCGGAGGACUCCGUGACCCCAUCUGCCUCUGCCUCUCCACCCGCCCCUCCUCCCACCGCUCAGCCCCGCUCCUCUCGGAGUCUGUAAUGUGAGCCUUUGCUGGCAUCUUGCGGGAGAGCGAAAAACCCGAGGAAGAAGGAGGGGGGGAGAGAAAUCGGCAGCCUGUGCGUGGAGGCAGCGGAGAGCCGAACCGAACUCGUCAAACCGCCGGCCGAGCGGGCCACAGCGACCGGAGACCGUCGCAGGCUGUAAACUUCACUGCCGUUGCUUUGCGGAGGAGAAGGGGUGGAAGAGGCCUUCAAAAAUCCCACUGGUGAACGACAAGAAUUCUUGGAGCAGUGUUUUUUUUUUUUUUUUUUUUUUUGGUGAAUUCUUUUUUUUUUUUUUUUUUUGAAGCCAGGCGCUCACUUUUGACCAGUGGUGUCGCCUUGUGGGGUUUGAGCAUGGCCAAAAAGAACAGCCACAAAGACACUUCGGGCGUGGUGUUCGACACGCACUCCAAAAUGGUGAUGUCCCAGGGAGGGACCUUCGAGAGGAUGAAGGAGAAGAUAAAUGCCGUCCGAGCAGUGGUGCCCAACAAAAGCAACAACGAGAUCGUCCUGGUGCUGCAGCACUUUGAGAACUGUGUGGACCGGGCUGUCCAGGCCUUUGUGGAAGGCAGUGCCACUGAAAUCUUGAAGGAGUGGAAUGUAACCGGUAAGAAGAAGCCCAAGAAGAAGAAGAAACCCAAACCGCAGCCGGAGGUCACGGCAGAGCCUGAGCCAGCCGAGCCGGACCCGGCCGAGGCCACGCCUCCCUCCGACGGCCAGGACGCGCUCAACGGUUUCCACGCCAACGGCUCUGUGCUGGACGGCGAUUCGCUGGACUCGCUGAGUGAGCAGCUGGACUCGGCCUCCCUGGAUGCGGCCGAACUGGACUCGGAACCGGCCACGCCCGAUCUCUCCGACGCGACCUCAGGCGUGGAGGUGGACUCCAAACCCCGGACCGAGAGCCAGGCCUCUCACUUCAGCCAGGGUGGGCGGAGUCAGCAGGGCGCGCGCGGAGGGAAGUCCCGGCCCCGGCCCCCCUCCAGUGCCUCGUCCGGGCCCUCCGCCUUCUUCCCCGACGACGGCCCACACGGGGCGGCCAGCAACAGGAAGAUCGCGCCGAACAUCGACCGGUCGGUGAAGGACCUGCAGCGCUGCACGGCCUCGCUCUCGCGCUACCGGGUGGUGGUGAAGGACGAGAUGGACUCCUCCAUCAAGUGCAUGAAGCAGACCUUCGCUGAGCUCCAGAGCUGUCUCAUGGACCGCGAGGUCGCCCUGUUGGCUGAAAUGGACAAAGUCAAAGCAGAAGCCAUGGCCAUCCUGGACGGGCGUCAGAAGAAGGCCGAGGAGCUUCGGCGGCUGACCGACCAAUCAGCUUCCAUGUCUGAGGACCAGCUGAGCGAGCUCCGCGCAGACAUCAAGCACUUUGUGAGCGAGCGCAAAUACGACGAGGACCUGGGGAGGGCCGUCAAGUUCACCUACGAGCUGGAGCCGCUGAAGAAGAGCGUCCUGGGAUUCGGACAAGUGUACCACCCUCAGACGGGCUACUCCAGCCGUUCCCGCUGCAGCUCUGCUGCCUCCUCCAUCACUGGCCCCGGCGCCCCGGAGCCCUCGUCCCCGCCCCAGUCCCAGGCCCCGCCUCCGGCCCAGGCAGGAUAUGGCGGCCGCUCCUCCCAGCCUCACAGACAGGGUUACCAGGGCAACCACCGUCAGAACUAUCACCCCGGAGGUCAACGGUAUAACAGUGGCCCGCACCAAGAUCGGAACCCCAACCGGACCGGCCACCGUUACCAAGGCAACCGUGGGCAGGGGGCGGCCGGCAGCAGCGCCUACCCGCCUUCCCAGCCCAACUCCACUUCCGUCACCGUAAACGGCUCCGCCCAGUCCAACCCCCUCCCGCCCCGUCAAGACUGCCCUGCGACCAACGGGCUGCCCCAGAGGACCCCCCGGACACACUACCCCUGACACCCAGCCCCCCCCCCCCCCCAUGCCCCGCCCCCCCACCACUCACCCACCCACCUCCCAGCAAUGAAGAAUAGAACUGA
Conger conger (European conger) is the source of this 2246-nucleotide messenger RNA. It is a transcript of the gene spats2, whose product is annotated as spermatogenesis associated serine rich 2. The transcript has 13 exons. Gene Ontology annotation, cellular component: cytoplasm. Gene Ontology annotation, molecular function: protein binding. NCBI's taxonomy places the organism in Eukaryota, Metazoa, Chordata, Actinopteri, Anguilliformes, Congridae. Bases 619 to 2166 code for a protein of 515 amino acids. The record is from RefSeq and is a predicted model, not a curated record.